GGUGGAGGAUACCUGUUUGCUCAUGGUGGGAGAGGAGGAAGUGGAAAAGGGGAGGAGGAGGAGGAGGAGGAAGGGUCGCUGUGGUUGUUGCAUACAAAACAUUUGUUGGAACAGCCUUCACCUUUGGAGGAAUGGGAGGUGACGUGGAAGGCCUCAUCCCUGGUCUUACAUCUGGUGUGAGCUCAACUCUGUCUACCGCCUACACAUGUACCCACUACUGAAUCCAUCAGAUUCUAAGUGUUGGCGCCCAGUAUCCAACACAUCAUUUUCUGAGUAUAUUGAACUGCGAAUUCCUAGUGCCUCAAAGUACUAUGUCACUUCAAUUGAGACUAGAGGUGGAGUUACAGUUCCUCUAUAUGUCACCCAAUAUGCACUUCAGUUUUACGACGACACAUUACAAAACUGGGUUACUAUGCUGGAUGCAGACUACAACAGAUAUGUUCCUGGCAAUCCUACAUACACAGGCACAGUGAAACGAAACUUUGCUUAUCCAGUUUUAACAUCCAAGGUGCGCGUGUACCCUUAUGCAUGGACUGGUGGCAUCGCAAUGGCAGCUCGUCUUUAUGGGUACCCAGCCCGAACCGAUCAGCAAUUCAUUAAUCCAGCAUCGUCACCUCUUCCCAAUGGUUGUGCUGGAGGCCCAGGGACAGUGUUCUGGCUCCUACAAGGAUCACCUAGUAUAGGUGAACUGGAAGUGGACAACCGUGCUCAGUCUGCAGGACUGUUUUCCAUCAACAGCAGUAACUUGAACCUCAUAACUACAGGUGCAGCAGGUUGGCUCACUGAUGCUUCACAGGACUUGGACAAAAUAGUUUUGAAAAAUGCAGCCAUUUUGGUCACCGAUGUGGAUCUAGAUGUUAGUGACAUAGAAGGUGAUAAUACAUCACUUAUUUAUUUGAAAGAAUCCAGGAGUAUCCGGAUAGGUAACAAUUUUGAUGCCAAUAAGUAUGUGAUGGAUUUAGCAACACUGCAGCUUGCAGAAGAUUCAGACAUCACCCUUAAAAUGUGGAGCUACAUCAUGGGAAGAUUGGAUGUUAAGGGUAUUGUGGAGCUGACAGUUGAAGGUAACUUGACUCUGAAGACACAGAAGCUUGAUCUCUUACGGCUGACUGGAUUAGAACAUUCAAUCAUCACGAUAGUGGGUUCAUCUACCUUUCCACUGAAUGUAACUACACUACAGAUAAUGGGAGAUUUUCAUGCUCAGACAGUGCAGCUCAGCAACUUGCAGGCUUUGAGUACUGGACCUGGAUCAAAUGUGACCUUUGACCCUGCAACCACUGAUACAUACAUGGGUAGGACUGUAGACAUCAGGGGUUACUUUGAACUACAAAAGCCAGUCUCCUUCCAGAACUGUGAACGUUUAAUGAUUGAUGGUGGAAGCCUCAUUUGGAAAGGGUCUGACUCUUUUAUUGUGAGUUGCAUGAAUAUCACCAUCAAUGGAUUCUUCCAGCCAACAGGUGACAUUAUCUUUGGCCGGGACAUUCGAGAUAUCAUUGUUGGUCCUUCUGGAAGAUUCCAGUUCAGUGCAGAUGGACCCAUUUUCACUCAUACCUUAAGUGUUUCAGGUGUCAUGGAAGUGAAAAACAAAGUCAUUCUGGAGUCUCCUGUUGAAGAUGACAGGAAAAUCACAGUAUUUGUAGUUCAUAGUCCACAAGGGAAAUUACUGCUGGACACUCAAAAUCAGUCCCUGAAAGCAAAUGGUAGUGUGGUUCCUGCCAGUUUAGCAUCAGAACUCUUCGCCGACAAAAUAACAGUCAAUGGUCUUUUUGAUGCUUCAGCUUUGGCACUUCCAGCCCCUAUAUCAAGUCUGACUGUUGGAAAUGGUGGAAACUUCACUUUUGACCCCACCUCAGAAUUAAUUGUGGAUGUCAUAUCUGUUAAUGGUGUUUUCUCGUCUCAGUCUCCUUUGAAUAUCUCAGGGGCCAGUCUAAUCCGUACCAGGUCGCUAACAGUGCUUCAGAAUGGCACCAUGACCUUGGAUGCUGCUGCACAGAAAAAAGGACAGUACUCUGGUGUUUCAUAUAUUGUUGUUGAAGUUGUGAUCGUGGAUGGUUUGUUCAAAGCAGGGAAGAUGAUAAACCACAAACCACCAUUGGUGCAUGGUUGGAAUCACAUGGCUGUAAAGGGGCAACUAAUAUUUUACCCCAAUGAUACCUUCUACCUCGGAUAUGGAGAAGUUUCUGGAAUCUUAGAAUCUGUAACACCUAUCACAAUUUUACGGCCACCAUCAUUUGAGUUGAAUGGAAACCAUUUUGUUGUUGAUUCUGGUGGACAAGUUAAACUAGGAAUCCAAAUGGCAUCAGACUCAGCCAAUCAUAUCGAAUUUGAGCACCUUGAAGUCAAAGUUAAUGGACUGCUAGAUUCUGGGUUCCAAAAAGCAACACCAAGUGCCUCAACUGUCUCUCAGAUCUCCAAGUUCCUGGUCACUACCUUGCUUGUAGCUGGAACUUUCAAGUCGGAUUCUGUCAACAUUAUUGGGGAAAGUGUGACAGUAUUUGCAGGAGGCAUAAUCACAACAGCUGGAGGUGGAUAUAAAAGUGGUGCUGGACCAGGUGCUGGCAUCAGUUCACCAAAUGGUGGGAGUGGUGCAAGCCACGCUGGUCGUGGUGGUCAAGGAAACACAGCAGCUCCCUUCACCCUGGCUACAAAUCUUCCCUAUGGUUUCAUCUAUGAUGCAGACACAUUUGGCAGUGGUGGGGGUGGUUCCUCCCUAACUGCUGUUAAUGGUGGACGAGGAGGAGGAUACAUCAGCAUCACAGUAUCUCAGAGAUUUGAAUUGAAUGGCACUGUAUCUGUGGAUGGACUGCCUGCAGGGGCAGCCAAUGCAGGAGGAGGGAGUGGUGGCUCAUUAAAUGUACAGUGUAAUGCAUUCACCGGAAGUGGCAGAAUCUCAAGUAAUGGAGGCAAUGGUCUUGGAAAAGGAGGUGGUGGUGCUGGUGGUCGAGUCCGUGUGAAGUAUUCAUCUGGGGAGUUUCUGAGUGGCCAUGUUACUGCAUAUGGAGGAGCUGGUGCAGAACCUGGUGGGCCUGGGUUGAUUUAUCUUCAUGGUGACGACAUCAGGAACUUGAGAGUGGACAAUAAUUGCCAGAAACCGGCUGUAACAGAACAUGGGGGUACAUGGGCUGAUGAAUCUACCUAUCAGAGCUACAUUUCUACAGGUGGAAUUGCCUAUUUGCUGCCAAAGACAUCUGACUUUGUUUAUGAUUUUACAAUUCUGGAAAUCUAUGGUGGAGCUCACCUGACAUUUAAUGGCACCCGCACAAAGGUCAAGAGUAUUCAGAUCAUAGGUGAUGACACAGGUCACUUGCAUGUUGCACCUGGGCAUAUCCUGGAAUGGACACAGGAUACCGAGUACAGAAGAGCGAAUAUGACUUGGCUGUUGUACCUCUACCUUGGGGCAGAGUGGAUUUUGCCACCUGCUCCAGUUGAAAUUCGCCCUGGUCUGACCUCCCCUGCUACAUGUCCAGCAUCAUUCGUGCGUGGCAAUCUAUUGAAAAUAUGGGGCAAGGUUACAGGUGACAAAGCAAGGCUGAUCAUUGGUCCUGAACAAACUGUUUCCUGGGAACUGUCUGCUGCUCGCCACCUGAAGUUUGUUAGUGUCACAGUACAAGAUGGCGCAAAACUGCAAUUUGUAAAUCACUAUGGAAACACUAGUGAUCAAUGGGAAAUCAUGACUGCCAGCUCUGACAGCAGGUAUGAGGCCAUGUUCCUGAUAGAAGGAGGUGGUUUGAUAACAGCAGAUACCCUUUACAUCAACAGCAAUAUCAUCCAGAUUGAUGCUUCAGGUGCUCUGGAUGUCAGAGGGCAUGGUUUGCUGGCAGGACCUGGAGAAGGGCUGAGAGGGGGUGGCGCAGGACAUGGAGGGCGGGGAGACAGAAGCACUGCUACAAACUCAGUGGCAGGUGCUAUUUAUGGAUCAUUGUAUGAGCCAGACACCUUCGGAAGUGGUGGGACUGCUGCCACAAACAGCAGUGGACGUGGUGGUGGAAUUUUGAAACUGGUAGCAAGGAAAUCUCUCAUACUGGAAGGUCAGAUUUUAGCAGAUGGUCUAGCAGGAGCUGCAGGAGGAUCUGGUGGUAGCAUCUGGCUGGAUGUCCUUGAACUUGAAGGGUCAGGUUCACUCUCAGCUAAUGGCGGAGAUGGUGCUAAUUCCCGUGGUUCUGGUGGUGGAGGUCGCAUUGCUGUUUACUACAGAAAGACACAAUGGUGGUAUGGCUCCUUGGCUGCCUUUGGUGGUUCAUCUGGAGGAAAGUAUGGUGGAGCAGGAACUAUAUUUCUCAAGGAUGCAACUCCAGAGGUAAACAACAGAACACUAAUCAUUGAUAAUGGAGACCAGUCCCUUGGAUACCAAGUCACCAACUACAGUGACUAUCAAAGUGAUGCUGGUCGCACCUGGCUCAUUCACAACACAUCUGGGCCAUUUGAAGAUGUGCGCAUUCAGGGUUACUCCCACUUAGCCCUUCAUCCAAGUCUCACAAUGCCAUAUGAGCUAGUCAGUCAUGUAAUAUCAGGAGACAAUACGGGUGUGCUGCACAUAGGUCCAGGUCAGACAAUGGCUUUCCGAUUGGUGGAUGAAAUUGAGGCUUUUGCCAAUGUUUUCAUCUAUGAUGGAGGAACGCUUCUUCUCCCCUCUUUCUUCAGAUGUAGAAGUGUCACCAUUACAGUCUGGGGAACUCUUGGCAUUGAUGAAAUUGAAGUGUCCAGUGGCUGUCAUUUGCUGUUUGGACUCACUGGAAAGAUUGCUGGUUCAGGCUGGACAAGUCCUGAAGGCAUCUUGCGUGUGCCCACACUUACCGUAGCUGAUGGUGGGGAGGUCACUGUGCCCCCUGGGCUUACAGAUGAUCAAAACAGCCUGACACUUGAGGUGGGAAACCUCAACAUUCAUGGAGGUGGGAUCAUUCAUGCAGUUCAGCUCAACAUCAGUGUGGGCAAUCUUACAAUUGAUGAUCUUGGUGUUAUGGCUGGUGACUUUCAUACUGUGCCCUGUUCAGAGGGUAAUGGGCAGGGUGGAAGUGGUGCAUCAGGUGCUGGGCAUGGUGGGCGUGGUGGCCGAGGAUCUGCACAGCCUUCUACUGGACAUGCUUUUGGCUCACUCUUCCAUCCUUCCACACGUGGCUGCAGGGGUGGAGCCAGUGACACUGGCUUCCUUGGUGGGCAAGGUGGAGGUGUCAUUUACUUGAAAGCUACAGGCACAGUGCAUAAUGAUGGAACUGUGCGUUGUAAUGGUGAGGCAGGCUUACAAGCUCUGGAGGAGGCAGUGGAGGCAGCAUUCUUAUGGAAAUUGGGCUAAUUCAGGGCUAUGGCAGCUUUGAAGUGACUGGAGGUGCAGGAAGUAAAAAUGGAAGUACUGUUGGAGGAGGAGGGUCUGGCGGAAGGAUAGCAAUGCAUUUUUCUGACAACAAGACAUUUAGUGGGGAUUUCAGUGCCUUUGGUGGA
Molecule: messenger RNA, 5436 nt
Organism: Pomacea canaliculata
Lineage: Eukaryota; Metazoa; Mollusca; Gastropoda; Architaenioglossa; Ampullariidae
Exons: 25
Coding region: 206-5290 (1694 amino acids)
Source: RefSeq, a predicted model, not a curated record